This is a messenger RNA of Coffea arabica (coffee), 1644 nucleotides long. NCBI's taxonomy places the organism in Eukaryota, Viridiplantae, Streptophyta, Magnoliopsida, Gentianales, Rubiaceae. The record is from RefSeq and is a predicted model, not a curated record.
AUGGCUUGGCAAAAAGCAUUGAUGGUGAAGGAUGGGAAGUCGAAAAGCAUGGAGAUGCUUGACGGUGAAUCUAGGCAGGUGAUUCAAGGAUUAAGGAAAAGGUGGAGUCUUGAAAACCACACGUGGCGAAAUAGUCCUGAAGAUGGGAAGAAGUAUGGUGAUUUUACCACUUGGUUGCCUCAAUGGUUAGGGUUAGAGCUCACAGAUGGGAAUCCUAGAUUGCAAGUAGUAGUGAGAAGAAAUCUUGCAAAGGGAGAUGUGCAUUUCAUACUUCCAUCUCAAGUAUCAAGCAUGCCUGAAUGCAAAAAUGUACCACUGUCUACUUUUGAUCUGCCUGAUUCUGAUCAAGAUGAUCUCCAAAACUCUACUGGCAGUACGUAUACAGAGAACCUGAAUUUCCUCCUCUCCACUUUAUCCUCAAAUGCUUCCUUGACCAGCAGGAAUGGCUUCUACAACUUCACUGCUAGCCAUGACCCCUCUAACAUGGUCUAUGGCCUAUUUCUUUGUCGAGGUGAUGUGAAUCCCGAUGUUUGUGGACAAUGUGUAGCAAAUGCCCGUGGGGAGAUUCUAAAGACAUUCUUGAAUCGAAAGACUGCUUUUAUUUCGCAUGACGAAUGCUUGUAUGCACUGUACAAGUUUUACAGUUCUGUAAGCCCAACACCCAAGCCUGCAUCGAAUCUUGGUCCUACUCCUCUCCCUUUUCCCCCUCCUUCCAAUUCCACUAAUAGUGAAGAGGGGGGCCGAAUCUCAACAAAAACAAUUGUUGCAAUCGUUGUCCUGGUCUCUAUUGCCAUUUUGCUAUUUAUUGUGGGCUUCUACAUAGCAAGGAGAUCCAGGAAGAAAUAUGAUGCCAUUAUCGCAACAAUCGGUACAAGUGAAAUCUCAAUCACAGAAUCAUUACAAUAUAACCUCAUUGAUAUUCAAGCUACCACGAACAACUUUGCCAUUGGAAACAAAAUUGGUGAAGGUGGAUUUGGUCUUGUAUACAAGGCUACACUUCAUAAUGGACAAGAAAUAGCUGUGAAAAGACUAUCAAGAAGCUCAGCGCAAGGUACAAAAGAAUUUAAAAAUGAAAUUACCCUGGUUGCUAGGCUUAAACACAGAAACCUGGUCCGACUACUUGGUUUCUGCUUGGAAAGAGAAGAAAAGAUACUUAUCUAUGAAUUUAUUACCAACAAAAGCCCUGACUACUAUCUUUUUGACCUAGAAAAGCAGCCAUUGUCAAAUUGGUCAAAACGAUACAAGGUCAUAGGAGGAAUAGCAAAGGGACUUCUUUAUCUUCAUGAAGAUUCACGACUUAGGAUUAUACAUUGCGAUCUUAAAGCCAUUAACGUAUUACUAGAUAGAAAUAUGAAUCCAAAGAUUGCUAAUUUUGGCUUGGCAAGGCUCUUUGAAGUUGAUCAAACUGAAGGAAACACAAGUAAAAUCGAAGGGACAUUUGGUUAUAUGGCUCCUGAGUACGCAUUGCACGGCUUGUUCUCUGUAAAGUCAGAUGUGUUUAGUUUUGGUGUUUUAGCUUUAGAAAUUCUAAGUGGCAAGAAGAACAGUCAAUUCUACCAAGCUCACCGCGGAGAUGACCUUCUAAGCUUGGAGACAAUGGAGGGAUGGAACAACACUAGCAUUGAUAGAUGUUUAUUUGGAUAG